This is a messenger RNA of Drosophila hydei, 1700 nucleotides long. RefSeq names its product thioredoxin reductase 2, mitochondrial (gene Trxr2). The record is from RefSeq and is a predicted model, not a curated record. NCBI's taxonomy places the organism in Eukaryota, Metazoa, Arthropoda, Insecta, Diptera, Drosophilidae. The transcript has a single exon. Gene Ontology annotation, cellular component: cytosol; mitochondrion. Gene Ontology annotation, molecular function: flavin adenine dinucleotide binding; glutathione-disulfide reductase (NADPH) activity; thioredoxin-disulfide reductase (NADPH) activity. Gene Ontology annotation, biological process: cell redox homeostasis; cellular response to oxidative stress; glutathione metabolic process. The coding region runs from base 80 to 1627 and encodes 515 amino acids.
GUUGGCAGCUACCAAGCUUGAUUGCUACAAAUUGUCAAGUUUUACUAUUAAUAAAUACGGACUCAUAUACAGAGGAGAAAUGAUGUUGCUGAAGGCACUACGAAGCUCGGGUGCAUCACGUUCUGUUCUUCUUGUGCGGUUUGCAAGCUCGGUGAGAAGCGCAGGCAAGUUCGACUACGAUUUAGUGGUUCUGGGCGGUGGCUCUGCCGGACUGGCCUGCGCCAAAGAGGCCGUAGAAUUUGGCGCACGUGUUCUGUGUUUUGAUUUUGUUAAGCCGACGCCAGCGGGCACUAAGUGGGGCGUAGGUGGCACCUGUGUGAAUGUGGGCUGUAUACCCAAGAAACUGAUGCACCAGGCCUCGCUGCUGGGGGAAGCCGUGCACGAGGCCGUUGCAUAUGGCUGGAAUGUCAACGAUCGCGACAUCAAGCCCGAUUGGAAGAAGCUAAUUAAGGUUGUGCAGAAUCACAUCAAGUCCGUCAAUUGGGUGACCCGCGUGGACUUGCGCGACAAGAACGUGGAGUAUGUGAACUCCAUAGGCAGCUUUGUAGAUCCCCAUACAAUAGAAUAUAAAGAAAAGCACGGAGAGAAGAAGCAGCUGACUGCUAAGUACGUGGUGGUAGCAGUAGGUGGACGUCCGCGAUAUCCUCCAAUAAAGGGUGCCAUCGAGCACGGCAUCACCAGCGACGAUAUAUUUAGCUACGAGAAGGAGCCAGGCCGUACUUUAGUCGUGGGUGCUGGCUAUGUGGGCCUCGAAUGCGCCUGCUUCUUAAAGGGUCUCGGCUAUGAUCCCACAGUCAUGGUGCGCUCAAUCGUACUGCGUGGCUUCGAUCGUCAAAUGUCCGAGUUUCUGGCAGCUAUGAUGACGGAGCGUGGCAUCACCUUUUUAAACACUACCAUCCCCAAGGAGGUAGAGCGCAACACGGAUGGCAAACUCCUUGUUAAGUAUCAUAACACGACUACCAACACGGAUGGUAGCGAUGUCUUCGACACGGUCCUGUGGGCAAUUGGACGGAAAGGUCUAAUCGAAGAUCUCAAUCUUGGCGCAGCUGGUGUACAGACCCACAACGACAAAAUCAUAGCCGAUCACACGGAGGCCACUAGUGUGCCUCAUAUCUUUGCUGUGGGCGACAUCAUCUAUGGCCGACCAGAGCUGACUCCAGUGGCUAUUCUCUCCGGCCGCCUGCUGGCACGACGUCUCUUCGCUGGCUCGACACAGCUAAUGGACUACACCGAUGUGGCAACCACUGUGUUUACCCCGCUGGAGUAUUCUUGUGUUGGCAUGUCCGAGGAGAUGGCUAUUGAGAGGCUCGGUGCUGAGAAUAUCGAGGUGUUCCAUGGGUAUUACAAGCCCACCGAGUUUUUCAUACCACAGAAGAGCGUUCGUCAUUGCUACCUCAAGGCUGUGGCUGAGGUGUCCGGCGACCAGAAGAUUCUCGGCUUACACUACAUAGGGCCCGUGGCUGGCGAGGUUAUUCAAGGCUUUGCCGCUGCUUUGAAGUCGGGACUCACUGUUAAGACGUUGCUAAACACUGUUGGCAUACAUCCCACAACUGCAGAAGAGUUUACUCGACUCUCGAUCACAAAACGUUCUGGUGUGGAUCCAACGCCGGCUUCGUGUUGUAGUUAAGUGGUCUAUUUUAGUUUUUGAAAUACAUAACUCUAACUAGGAAUUGUGUCCCAUUGGCCUUAAGCUGCAACAU